This is a messenger RNA of Suillus paluster, 495 nucleotides long. RefSeq lists its product as uncharacterized. Lineage: Eukaryota; Fungi; Basidiomycota; Agaricomycetes; Boletales; Suillaceae. The record is from RefSeq and is a predicted model, not a curated record. The transcript is spliced from 2 exons. The annotation marks the transcript as partial.
UUAAGACAGGCCAGUUCUUCGAAGCAAGGACAAAUCCGGAUCAAAGUCGGUGCCGUUGCUGUCUUGAUCAAUUACCUUGAUGACAAAGGAGAGUUGACGAUCACGAUCCCGCCUGUCAGGACAGAGAUGUCAAAGUUUAAACGACGGGGAUGUGCUCACUUUGAUGGAGAUCAGUCUGAGAACGACAGUGUGGAUUUCAGCUUUUGCCCGGACUGGACAUUUGACGAGGUUGAUGCUUACAUUCGAAGACUUUUUCCAAAGGUCUUUGGAUACCUUGACUCUGUAAAGGCAGGUGAUGUAAAGGGGAAGGCCAUAGAUAAUGGAGCAUCUGAAUGGGUGUUGAUUUCGAAAGAGAACCGCAGGCUGAGUGUCACACCUGACCCAUUUCCGAACGGCAAACAUCUUGAACGGUACAAAGGCAGAAAUAAUGCCCCUCUUCAACAGACAAAUGUUUUUAUUGGUGAGCCAUUAAUAAAUUCAUCAGGGAUGUUCUAA